Messenger RNA from Candida albicans SC5314, 828 nucleotides. RefSeq names its product RNA-binding signal recognition particle subunit (gene SEC65). Gene Ontology annotation, molecular function: 7S RNA binding. NCBI's taxonomy places the organism in Eukaryota, Fungi, Ascomycota, Pichiomycetes, Serinales, Debaryomycetaceae. The coding region runs from base 1 to 828 and encodes 275 amino acids. The transcript has a single exon. Gene Ontology annotation, cellular component: signal recognition particle, endoplasmic reticulum targeting. Gene Ontology annotation, biological process: SRP-dependent cotranslational protein targeting to membrane; SRP-dependent cotranslational protein targeting to membrane, signal sequence recognition. The record is from RefSeq and is a predicted model, not a curated record.
AUGUCAAAUAAUAAAAGGCCAGUAUUAGAGGAAGUUGAUGAUGAUGACAUCGACAAUAUGGACAUGGAUAUUGCUGAAUUUGAUCCAAGUUUGACUACACCAAUAGCACCAAAAAGACCAGAGCCAACAGUAGUACGUUCUCAAGAUUCAGAACCAUCAUUAUUUCCAAACAUUCCUUUGAAUCAAGUGCAACCUCCACCGAAACAAGCAUCUAGUAGAAAUGGAAUAAUGGAUCCUAAUUCGUUUACAGAAGAAGAAAAGAAACAAUUUGAUCAAUUUCAAAUCAUAUAUCCGUGUUAUUUUGAUAUAAAUCGUUCCCAUAAACAAGGUAGAAGAGUCAGUAUUGAUAGGGCAGUGGAGAAUCCAUUAGCAACAACCAUUUCCGAUACUUGCAGGAGACUUGGGUUGCCAGUGUUUUUAGAAUUAGAUAAAACUCAUCCACAAGAUUUUGGUAACCCCGGUAGAGUAAAAGUGUUGUUUAAAGCUGUUUUCGAUAAUGGGAAACUCAUUAAUCCAAAAUUACAAACAAAAAGAGUUUUAUUUAAUGUUAUUGCCGAAUAUUUAAGUGAACAUCCAACUACAUUAGAAUCAAUUGGUCCAAAAAGUGGUGUUCCUCGUCCACCUGAAUUUGAAAAUGAAUUCCAACCAGAAGAAAUUCCUAAAGUUAAAGGAUUUAAAAUGAAUACUAUAGUGCCUAUACAUUCAAAUUUGACAUUGAAACAUCCAAUGACAAAACACAUUUAUGAUCCAGAACCAGAAACUCCAGCUGCUGGUAAACCGAAUGUUCCGAAAAUCCCAAAAAAGAAAGUAAUGAAAAUAAGAGGUUAA